Cutaneotrichosporon cavernicola is the source of this 564-nucleotide messenger RNA. RefSeq lists its product as uncharacterized. Lineage: Eukaryota; Fungi; Basidiomycota; Tremellomycetes; Trichosporonales; Trichosporonaceae. The record is from RefSeq and is a predicted model, not a curated record. Bases 1 to 564 code for a protein of 187 amino acids. The transcript has a single exon.
AUGCUCAUGUUUGACCAGCACACGGACAAGUAUUACUCUCAAGGACUUCCCGAACCGCCCACUCCACCACGUCCUCCACCCAAGAAACUCGCCGAGGUGCCGAACGGCGAGCCAAACGGCGAGGACAAGGGCAAAGCGCCUGAGGUUGCGCCUGCGCGUCCACCACCAGCGCAGCCGAGCACGCCCACGCGCUUUCCAGCCCCGACACCUGCUGGGACAAGUGGCGCGGGCCCCAGUGCGAGUGGGUCCGCGGCGCCACCAGGUCCCUCGCAGAGCCCACAGAACCAGGGCCCCAACCAGAACCACCUCCCGCCCCAUCUGCGCAUGCAGGCGGCCGCGCAGGCAAACGUGCAGGCGCAGGCGCUCGCGCUAGGUCAGAGCGGCGGUUUCAACCUCAACCCCAUGCUCAUGCAGGGUCGGCCGGCGGGGAUUAACCCAAUGUCACUGAUGGGUGGGAUGGGCGGGAUGCAGAUGGGACAGAUGGGGCCGCCAGGCGGUCCGCAGGGGCAGGGGCCCAUGGUUGGUGGAUGGAGCGGGGAGCAGGGGUUCCAACAGAACGGGUAG